Molecule: messenger RNA, 1253 nt
Organism: Megalobrama amblycephala (Wuchang bream)
Lineage: Eukaryota; Metazoa; Chordata; Actinopteri; Cypriniformes; Xenocyprididae
Product: NAD(P)(+)--arginine ADP-ribosyltransferase 2-like
Exons: 3
Coding region: 281-1093 (270 amino acids)
Molecular function (GO): NAD+-protein-arginine ADP-ribosyltransferase activity; NAD+ poly-ADP-ribosyltransferase activity
Source: RefSeq, a predicted model, not a curated record
UCAUCUUGGGCAGACAGGAAAAAGGUUGUCCAGUGUGAAACCACACGUAGGCCAUCACAAUCACACUAUUAACCCACACACAUUAUCAGUGAUAUAAAAAAGGCACCUCACUCCUCACUUAGUCUGAAGAGUCAUUGUCUUCUGGCUGAGAACGACUGACUUUCCGAUCUUCUCUUGUCGUUGCUCCUGAACUCCUGAAAAAUAACGAAAAGCAAACUCAGAAACAAAAAGAGACAACAGUAUUUUCAGUAGAUCAUCAGAGGGACUUUACUGAAUCAAGAUGCUGCUGAUCAUUGAAGCUCUUCUUCUCAUUUUAGCUGCUCUAGGACAGGAUCACAGAGCUGCUGCUUCUGUUGAAGGACAGAUAUUUCCACUGGAUAUGGCACUGGAUUCUGUUGAUGAUCAAUAUAUGGGCUGUAGAAAGAAAAUGGAAGAACUGGUGGAGACAAAAUAUCUAAAGAAUGAACUCAAAAAAUCACCUGAUUUUAAUACAGCUUGGAAAAAAGGGGAAGAUUUUGUCAACAACCGAAAUGAUACAAACUUGCAAAAGAAUCAUGCAAUCGCCAUUUAUGUGUACAGUGAUACUACUGUAUAUGAGUACUUCAAUCCUGCCACUCGUCGUGAUAAAGAGCGGUACAAACACAAGACAUACGAAUGGUAUUCACUUCACUUUCUGUUAACAAAUGCAAUACAUAUCCUGAAAAAAACACAAAAUCAAUGCUAUUCAACUUAUCGUGGUACAAAAGUUGAAUUUUAUAAGUAUGUUCUGAACAAAGAGAUUCGUUUUGGCUCAUUUACAUCCUCCUCUCUUGAUAUUAAAGUAGGACAACGUUUUGGAAAUGUGUCUUGUUUUGAAAUCCACACAUGUGAAGGUGCUGAUGUGACUAAAUAUUCUAAGCUUCCUCAUGAGAAAGAGGUGCUGAUUCCUCCAUAUGAGACGUUUAAAGUCACUGAUGUCAAAACAAAAGAAGAGCAGAAAGAUCUCUGGUGUGACACUGUGUUCACUUUGGAAAGCACUGGAACAAGAAGUGACCUGAACUGUGCUCUGUUCAAGAAACCACCCAAGACCAAAACAAUGUACUAUGUGCUUUGAAUUUACAUUAUACAGUCAUGUACAUCAGCAUUUGUUCCUCUUGGUUUAGUUCAUUGAUUAUUUGUCAGAAAAUGCAAUUUGUUUAAUUUCAAAAAAAUUAAAUAAAGUUAUUUUAAGUGACCCAAUUCAGUGGCCUCAAAGUGAUUUUAUGGGUCUCUAA